AUGAGCAACGAGAGGCCGGUGAACCCUGGUUCAUCUCCACUGACUGAAGGCCUGAAGAGAAAGAGAGGAAGACCAAAGAAGCAGACACAGGAGGAGGCUGGGGGACAAUUGCUGGUGAAGAAACCACGAGGAAGGCCAAAAGGAAGCAAGAAAGUGAGCACUGUAAUUGGACAAAUGGUAGGACCUCCUGCUGGAAAAAGGCCAAGAGGGAGGCCCCGCAAGUGGCCCCAGCUAGCAAUCCAAGAAGGAACGUCUGAGGAAGGAAGUCCUCAGGGAAGCAGUGACUUGAAUUUGAACUCAGCGCCUGCCACACAAGGCAUCACUGGAAAAGACGGUUCCAGGCCCAGCAAAACUACUGGUCUUAGGAAGUCUCUGAGUAACAUCCCUGCCACAGCUCAGUAGUAUGCCACCUGCUCAUGUCUUGCUGAAGCCAGAGGACUGGAAAGCAAAUAGCAUUCUUAUUGUUAUAUUUUGAAUUCUCCUUUUGUGAUAAUCUUGCCCAAUCUUUCUCUCCUGCUGUCUGCUGGCUUACCCCAGCCAUCCAAGCAGGGACUUAAAGGACAAAAAGAAAAAUGCUUUCUCAGGGAGAUGCCUUUCACAGUUUGUAGUAGAUUUUUUGGUAAGGAUAUUAUCUUUUGUAAUGAUACUUUGAUAACACGGUGCCUCGUGCUGCCACAGA
Cygnus atratus (black swan) is the source of this 679-nucleotide messenger RNA. Its product is annotated as high mobility group protein HMGI-C-like. The coding region runs from base 1 to 402 and encodes 133 amino acids. Gene Ontology annotation, biological process: regulation of DNA-templated transcription. The record is from RefSeq and is a predicted model, not a curated record. Gene Ontology annotation, cellular component: chromatin; nucleus. The transcript has 5 exons. Gene Ontology annotation, molecular function: DNA binding; transcription coregulator activity. Lineage: Eukaryota; Metazoa; Chordata; Aves; Anseriformes; Anatidae.